This is a messenger RNA of Paramecium pentaurelia, 1710 nucleotides long. The record is from the annotation of a GenBank genome assembly. Lineage: Eukaryota; Ciliophora; Oligohymenophorea; Peniculida; Parameciidae.
AUGAAUAAAUUAAAAAAUAAUGUGAUUAGAAGUAUUCCAAAUCUAAAUCAAGAAAUGAAAGUAGAUCAUAGUAAAAUAUUGAGUGCAAUCAAACCUAAUCAAAUCUAGGAAGCAAAAACUGUAAAAUAUAUAGAAUUGGAAUUGAAAAAGAAAAUUAAUUAAUCAAUACGAGAAAAUAUUACAAGUGUAAGUUCGGAGAGAUAAUAACCAAAAAAAAUAUAAAAAAUAGAUGGAAAAGUGGCAAACAUUGUUGAAUUGAUUAAAAAAGAUUUACUUCCAAUGUUAAAUAUUCAAAAUAAUAGAAUUGAGAAAUUAGAAAGAAGAAUUAAAUUAAAGAAUGAUUCAGAAGAUGAUUGUAAUAUAUUUUAGUUUUCUAUGAUUUCUGAUAAAAAAUCAAAUUCUAUUGUAGAAAAUGAAAUAUAGAAUUUAUCCGUUAGUGUUGAUGAAAUAAAUAAAAAUUUAUCUCGUCUGGAUAAUUUUGUUAAAUAUCAAUUCAUAAAACGUAAAUGUUAACCUUCAGAAGUAUAAGAUAACAAAGAUAAAAUUGUUAUUUCAUAAAUAUAAGACAAACUUAAAACAGAAUUUAUUUAAUAAUAAAUUGAAACUUAACAAACAACUCAAUAAAUAUAAUAAUAUAUCACAGUAUAAUUAUAAGAAAUAAAACAUUGGAUAAAUAAAUCAUUAAUUGAAUAAUAAAAGGAAAUUGAAGUUAAAUUAAAUCUUAUGGAAACUCAACUUUAUCAAUUUCUAUAUCAACCAAUUGAAGCUUUAAGACAAAUCUAAACAAAUUUAAAUGAUUUUUAGAUGAAAAUUAAAUAAAUGGAAUCAAUUUUUAAUACAUAAGGUAAUAUUAAAUCAUGUAAAAAUGAUCAUAUUAAAGAGACAGAUAAAAAUAAUUAUGAUAAAUCAUAACUUAAGGAUUCUUAAUAGAAUUUUUUUGAAGAGGAUCUUGAUACACUUUAAAGUAAAUACUGUAAAGAAUGUCACACAUUGAUUUAGUUCAAUGAUAUCAGAUAGAUAAAAAUUUCACAAUAAAUUAUUGAUUAAAUUUUCAAAGAAUAAAUUAAAAAUUUGAUAAAUUUAAAGAUUGACAUAAGACAAUGUUUGAAAUGCUAAUUUUAUUAUAUUAAUGAAUAAUUUUGUGAAACACAGUAAAGUAUUUUUGUUUAAUGUACUUGAUUUUGAAUAGAUAUAUUGAAUCAAUUAAUAAGCAAUUUAUAUUAUUUAUAUUAACUCACUCUAAAUAGAAUGGGUUGUUAUGCUUAAAAAUAAAUCAAGAUGUUACAAUCAAACAUAUCUACUAAGCCUAUAGAAUAUUUUGAAGAUAAUACAUUUUUCUCUAUAUGUCAUCUAUGCUAAGGAAAAUUAGAACAAGAAUAAGUUUAUCUUGAGAUUUGUAAACAUCAUUAUCAUUCUAAAUGCAUGAUAGAACUUAUUGAGUAGCAAAUAGAAAUUAAUAAAUCUAAUAUAAUAAAAUGUAAAUGUGGAACAAAAACAUCAACUAAUUAAAUUCGAAAAUCAACUUUACCAAAUAAGCUUAUCCUAUUGAAUUAAAUAUUUAGGAAAUAACUAGAAAUUUUAUUCAAACAAUUAAGAAAACAACCAGACUUUCAAUAAAUACAAAAUUAAUUUCAAAUAUCUGAGCAACAUCCUGAUUAUUAUUUCUUCCCAAAUUAAAAUUAACUAGAAUAUGAAGAAACUCCUUAUUGA